AUGCCGCGUUUCGAAUCAAGGUCGAACUCGCGGCUAAGCUUCGGGCGAGGAGGAGGGCGAAAUGUCCUCGCCCUCGCCAGGAACGAUGGUGCUGUGCGAAGGAGCGCUGCUGUUUCUGCCGCCUCCAGUACCAUAUCACCGACCAAAACCUCCGCCACGUCGUUGUUUUUGCCGCCGCCCGUGACGACGACGACGAGUAAUAAGAGUAUUAUUAUUGACGGUAUCAACGGUGAAGGAUUGAAGCUCGAGUUCCAAGACCGGGUCAGUGGGUUUGCGACCGAGCCGGCUGGCGGUAGGUUGGUUCAGAAUGGGCUGGUUUAUCGGGAGGAUAUCCUGGUCAAGUCGUUUGAGAUUGGUCCUGACUGGAAGCUCACCAUGGGUGCUUUGAUGAAGCAUUUCCAGGAUACGGCACUGAGCCACACUUCGUGUAUGGGAAUAGUGGAGGAAGGGUUUGCAUGGACACCCUACAUGAGAAGCAACAACCUCUGCUGGGUCGUCACUUUUACACACGUAGUUGUCAACCGAUAUCCUUCUUGGGGUGAGGUGUUCCAGCUGGACAACUGGCUCUACGAAUCAGGGAAGAACGGCAUGGGGAAUGAUUGGCUCCUUCGUGAUGGCAAGACGGGCGAAGUCUUAGUUCGAGCCACUAACUGUUUUGUGAUGAUGAACAAAAAUACUAGGAGGCUGUCGAGAUUUGUGCAGGAAGUGAGAGACGAGUUUGCACCACAUUUGUUGCCGGUUUCUGAUUCCAUCGCGCCGCGAGACAAGCGUAAAAUAGAGCGUGUCACUAUGGAGUCUGCAGAUAAUAUCCGCGCCGGCCUAACUCCUGUAUGGAACGAUUUGGAUAUCAAUUAUCAUGUCAGUAACGUCAAAUAUAUCGACUGGAUUAUUGAGGGAGCUCCACGUUCUAUAUUAGAGAGUCGAGAGCUCUGCGGGAUGACAUUGGAGUACAAGAAAGAGUGCAGGAUAGACGACGAAAUCCAGUCACUGUCGAAGAUCGUCGCCGGGAAGUUGGAGGAUGAUUGUGUGGAGUUGGAGCAUUCACUUCGUAUGGGAGAUGGAUCGGAGAUAAUGAGAGCCAGAACGAGCUGGCGCCCCAAAUCUAACGUCAGGGCCCCUGCUCCGGCUCGAUGCGCCGGCGGCAUAUAA
Molecule: messenger RNA, 1149 nt
Organism: Linum trigynum
Lineage: Eukaryota; Viridiplantae; Streptophyta; Magnoliopsida; Malpighiales; Linaceae
Source: the annotation of a GenBank genome assembly